Fusarium subglutinans is the source of this 1491-nucleotide messenger RNA. RefSeq lists its product as uncharacterized. The coding region runs from base 1 to 1491 and encodes 496 amino acids. NCBI's taxonomy places the organism in Eukaryota, Fungi, Ascomycota, Sordariomycetes, Hypocreales, Nectriaceae. The record is from RefSeq and is a predicted model, not a curated record. The transcript is spliced from 3 exons.
AUGCCUGACGCGGCUCAUCAGCCUCUCAGCGCGCGGACAGCGCAGCGAAUCCACGAGCAAGUGACUCGUGAGGUUUUCCGACUCGCUGGCCGCGAUCCCGAGAAUCAUGUGGAAUGCUUCAAGGCUUGCCUUAAGACUAUUGAGGACACCAAAGUCGUCGAGGCAACUGACUAUACUAUUUGGCAGAGCCAGGAGCCAAUCUCCAGCCUCCUGGAAGAGUUCUUGAAUAUCAAUCGAACUACUAGGAGCGGUAAUUUUUACAUGCUCCCAGCAACGGCCGCCGUGGCUAUUGCUGCCGUUCUGAACCUGAAGCACGUCGUCAUUAACCCCAACGACAACACCAAACUCAUCGCCAGCGCUGUCUCGGAGAGUGCUGUGUGGGCUUACCUUGGUAUUGCCGUCGAUGUAUGGCCUCAGACUGGUGAAGCUCACUUCUUCGUUAAGAAGUCUGACCAAGAUUUAAAAUCUCCAAUAGUUGGAAAGGUCGCCCGAGGAAAGUUUGCAGUCACAACCAACAUUUCCGGAGACGCUAUCACCCCUCUCAUGCUUCUAACUACGGCGAGAUUCAAUGGUUGGGUAAAGUCAGCAUCUGGUGCCCCUUGUCUGAAAAGGGGGACUGUCGACGCGCCGCAGAUCAUCCACCGCCGUCAAGCAUUGAGCGAAGGCAAGGAGAUCCUCGAGAAACUUGGAAACCGAAAGUUCAAGCAAAACGAUCCGGCUCUCAUCCGAGAGUGCAACCAAGUCGCGAAAUCAUGGCUGCCAAUCAUCAAGGACGCAGACACGGACUUAUCAGUUUACAAGUUCAUGGGCAAGACCGGUGCCACUCUUGCAUCCCUGGUGACUGAUGAAAUCGAUUAUAUUCAACUGGCUCAACAGGUCAAUGAUUCAGAAUCAACUGCCGCUGUAAAGAAGCUGGUUGAACUGUCAGACAAGGCCCGUGAGAUACAAAACUCUCAGCAGAACUAUAUGCAGGAAGCAACCCCCAGUCUGAUGGAACUUCGAACGACUCUCCUAGAGAAGCCCGGUUGCCAGUCGUUCCAGCAAGUUUUUGGACCUCCUUGGAGCCAAUGUCUCCUCAACCAAGAAGCUGACGGCACCAAGAACAUAAUUGUUGGCGCUCUUCAGCGCCUCUUCGAUACUAUUGCCUACGUCGUGCCUCGAACACACUCUAUGUACGGUGCUUUUCUAGAUAUGGCCUCCAAAAUGGACAUUGCUGUCAUGUCUUCCCUCGACCUUGAUCUGGCUAGAGCUAAAGAUCGUCACCAGAAGCGGCUCGACAUCAACGAUGACCUUUCAUACCGCAACGAGAUCAUGACCAACGUGGCCGAAGCCAUCGGCAGACUCGAGCGUGGGUCAGCAUCGCAGGAACGACUUCUUCGUUCAAAGCUCUGCUCAAUCCUCGACGCAGCUGAUGCGCUGAUCCUAAAGGAGAACCUUGCGCGGGAUAUUAGCAUCGUGACCUCGACUAACACUCAUGACGAAAGAGUUUGA